Messenger RNA from Phlebotomus papatasi, 5463 nucleotides. RefSeq lists its product as uncharacterized. Lineage: Eukaryota; Metazoa; Arthropoda; Insecta; Diptera; Psychodidae. The transcript has a single exon. Gene Ontology annotation, molecular function: nucleic acid binding. Gene Ontology annotation, biological process: DNA integration. The record is from RefSeq and is a predicted model, not a curated record. The coding region runs from base 1 to 5463 and encodes 1820 amino acids.
AUGCCUGCAGGAAAAAGCCAAGCUGCCCGGAAAGGGAAUCUCACUCAGAUUGAGAAAGAAGUCCGUGACUUCCAUGAGAGGAUAGACGUCCUUGAGGGAGAGGAUGAUUUGAUCCAGCUGCAUAUUUUACGUGAUAAAUUGCAGCAGCUCACAUCGAAAUAUCGUGCUGAGCAACAUGGUCUUAUCUCCUCCCAGGAAGACUCUAAGUCGAAAUUAGAGGAGCAGGAAGAACUCAGGGUGUUCAACGAGAGAGUGGAAAUCGUGGAAAAACAGCUGACAAAGAUAAUUUCCACAGUAAGUGUGCGAACUCAGUUAAAUUCCACGCCACAAGGAGGUUAUGUUAACACCUCCGGAAACCUCGAUGCAUCCGCAAUCUUGUCUCUCCUGAAGACAACACUGGAGCAACAAGAGCGUCAGCGGUCUGCUGACAAUGAGAAGUUCAACCUCUUAGCCAAGAAAAUAUUAGAGGCAGAGCCAUCAAGCUCAAUUGUCGUGGAGCCAGUGAAAGUUCCAGAAUUUGACGGCAAUUAUCGUCAAUGGAAACAAUUUCACUCCGUUUUCACAGCUCUAGUGCACAAUGAUGAGACAAUUAGCCCUGCUCAGAAACUCAGCCACCUCAAGUCUAAGCUCAAGGGAGUCGCAGCCGAUACAAUUUCACACCUGGAAAUCACCAAUGAGAAUUACGCAGCUGCAUGGGCAACUGUCAAGAAACAAUUUGACAAUAAACCGUCGAUCAUCGCAGCACAUAUGGAUUGCUUCAUGAAUCAACAGCCUUUGAAAGCAGCCACUGCGGCAGGUGUGAAGAAGCUACAAAUGACUUCAUCUUCUACUCUACAAUCACUGAGUGCCCUUGGAGUGCCACAGUCAGAUCCUUGGAUGAUACACAUUGUCUGCAAUAAGUUAGACAGCGAGACACGAUCGUUGUGGUUUAGAGAAUCAGCUGGACAACAAUCGUCGUGGGAUUUCUUCGAGGAAUUCUUGAUUAAAAGAGGUAGGGAAUUAGAAAUGACAGGUUCUAGUAAUCAUGUAAAGCCCCUCAAUUCUUUCAAGAGUUCUGCAAAGCCCACUAACAGCGACUCUAAGCCCAAAGUCGCCUCGAAUAUAGUUUCCCAAGGGACUACGCAAUGUCCUAUUUGCAAAAAGGGCCUCCAUAAAAUAUACCGGUGCAAGGCUUUCGAUGCCAUGGCGGUUUCGAAAAGAAGAGAAAUCGUGGAUUCGUUGAAAAUCUGUCGAAAUUGUCUCUCUGACACUCAUGAUGUCUCCCAAUGUAGUUAUCCUACAUGUAAAUUAUGCUCUCAGCAACACAAUAGGAUGCUACAUGAAGGCAAUUUCGUACAGCGCGAUUCUAAAAGGAUCCCUUCUACUGAAACCCCUUCAUCUACACAGAAAAAAACAAGUAUACAGUCCACUCAAACUGACACAGAAGUCAUAUCAAGCCACCCUGUCGCCUCAAGCGAUACUUGUGAUAAAAUCCCUCGCGUUUUAUUGGCAACAGCGGUUGUGCAAGUCGAAGAUUCCUUCGGGAAAUUCCAAUUGUGUCGAGUCCUGUUAGAUUCGGGCUCACAAGUGAAUCUGAUCUCCAAUAACCUCUGUCAAAGGCUGAGAAUGAAACCAUCUCCAGCCAACAUUCUUGUGGAAGGGGUUGGAGGGGGGAAUAAUUCCGUUAAACAACGGCUCAAUUUGAAUAUUAUGCCCCUCUUUGGAGACAGUCUGGACAAUCUCUCUGUUGAUUGUCUGGUAUUAAAAAAAGUCACUAGCAAUCAGCCUAACUGGUCCAUCUCUCACUCGGACAUUCAAAUUCCCGAGCAUUUGCAUCUUGCAGACCCUCAUUGGUACAAAAAUAGUCCAAUUGAUAUGUUAAUAGGUGCACAGCAUUUCUGGGAUAUUCUUAAAUCCGGAGUCGUUGAGUUGGGGAAUGAUCUUCCUUCUUUGCGGGAGACAUUGUUUGGUUGGGUUAUUGUUGGUGCAGUUCCCCCACCUUCUCCCUCUUUGGAUAAGGUGCCAUCUUCUCUCUCUCUUGAGAAGGUGACUUGCCAAGUGGCAUCUCACGCCACUUUGGAUUUCGAUCUGUCCCGGUUCUUCGAAAUCGAAGAUGUACCCGCUGAUAAGCCCGGCAAUUCAGAUCACUUGGCGGUUGAAUCCCUUUUUUUAACCACCACCAAACGUUCGCCAGAAGGCAGAUACAUUGUACAUCUCCCCUUCAAUAAGGACUCUAAUAGUUUGGAGAACAAUAUGUCCGCUGCCUGUCGACGAUUCCAUAAUUUGGAGCGCAGACUUAAUAAAAACCCAGCCCUCAAAAUUGAGUAUGGCAAUAUAAUACGGGAAUAUUUGAGUCUUGCCAUCGUGGAGAUUGUUCCUUUGAAUGAGUUGGAGAGUCCAUCGUUUUAUCUCCCGCACCAUUGCGUCAUUAAGGAGCAAUCCUCAUCCACAAAGGUGCGUAUCGUAUUUAACGCGAGCGCCAAAUCUCGAUCGGGUCUGAGUCUAAAUGACUGCCUAAUGGUAGGCCCUAGUAUACAACCCACUCUCGUUUCGAUUCUGUUGCAGUUUCGGUACAAACCCUACGCUUUCACUUGUGAUAUAGUGAAAAUGUAUUUACAAGUUCUAAUACACCCUCCUCAUCGCGACUAUCAGAGAUUCGUCUGGCGGGAUGAUUCAUCCCAAAAUCUGACUCACUACCGUUUCCGCACUGUUUGCUUCGGUGUGGCGUCGUCGCCAUUUCUAGCGACACGUGUUCUCCAUCAAAUUGCGUUGGACGAGGAACUGUUCAAUCCGUUGGCUUCCAAGGCAUUGCGUAAUAAUUUUUACGUUGAUGACUGCGUAUUUUCCGCAAAUAGUAUUGAGGAAGCCCAGUCCACAAAGCAACAAUUGAUUGCGAGCCUUAGGCAAGCGGGAAUGGAAUUAUCUAAAUUCCGAUCUUCAUUUGACGCGGACACGCAAAACGAUGAUUCAGAGAAACGGGAACUCCUGCGUUCGGAGUCUGGGAAAACUUUGGGGGUGGAAUGGGACAAUAAGGCAGAUGUAUUUGGAUUUAAGCUCUGUCAAAGGGAUUUGGUCAGUCAAGCUGUAACGAAGAGAAAUAUCCUUUCAACCGUGGCUAGAAUAUUUGAUCCUAUUGGGUUAGUGGGUCCGGUUGUGGUCGCCGCAAAGAUUAUCCUUCAGGAGGCAUGGUUAUGUAAGGUCAAUUGGGAUCAGCAGCUGCCCGAUAUUCUACGCGAUAAAUGGUUGAAGUUCGUUCGAAGUCUUCCUAAUAUCGGGAACCUUCAAAUUCCUCGGUGUGCGUCGUCUUUAGAGGAUUGUGUAGCACAAGAACUACAUGUUUUCAGCGAUGCCUCAAUGGAAGCUUUCGGCACGUGUGUUUAUUUGGUUUCGGUCUUACAAUCCGGAACUCGAAUUUCAAACCUAUUAAUUUCAAAGUCACGUGUCACCCCUGUGAAAGCCAAUAGUGACAAUCCUCGUCCACUCACAAUUCCCAAAGCCGAAUUAUGCGGUGCCGUCCUUGCCACAAAACUUGUUGAAGUGGUUUCAAGCGCUAUACAAAUUUCCGCGAUUUACUUCUGGUGUGAUGCAGAAGUUGUCAUUCACCAAAUUCAUAAUUCUGAGAAAAAGAGAGAUGUCUUUACGCGAAACCGUGUCCAAGAAAUCUUGAAACGUUCAGAUCCCGUGAAUUGGCGGCACAUACCAGGCACUGAAAAUCCCGCGGAUAUUUUGUCAAGGGGAGCUUCCCCAGACGCGCUGAUUGCCAACCGUUUGUGGUGGCACGGCCCUCCAUGGCUCCAAGAGUCAUGUGAGAAUUGGCCUUUGGCUUAUUGUAGAUCUAAGGGAGGGGGAGCUAAUGAUUCUCCCCAAGUUACUUUGACCCUCACAUCUAAAUGCGAAUUCCCAAGUAUCUUCGAACAGUUGCUAUCUCGUUACAGUGAUUUCGACAAAAUGAAAAGGAUUCUUGCGUUUGUGAAGUUCAAGGUGGUCCCUGCGUUUAAAAAUCGGACGAUGGAUUCUCCUGCUCUUUCAAUUGGGCAGUCCCAGCGAAUGACACGUCAAACCAGACCUCUCAAAAUUUCGCUCACUGUGACUCAAAUCCGUUAUGCGGAAACUAUGAUCGUCAAAUGGGAUCAAGAGUGUCAUCUCUCCCAUGUGAUUCAGGCCGUUCAGACGAACACAAUUGAUUCAGAUCGACGUUUCAAACAAAUUCGAAAACUCCGCCCCUUUUUGGAUAACCAAGGUUUGUUAAGGGUUGGUGGGAGGUUGGUGAAUGCCGACGAAACGUAUGAUGCCCGUCAUCCUAAAAUACUUCCGAAGGGAUCCCUAUCAAUUCUCAUCGCGCGUCGUGAACAUGUCCUCAUGUUACAUUGCGGUCCACAGUUAAUGAUGGCCUCUUUACGCCAGCGCUAUUGGCCAUUAGCAGGUCGCAACCUAACAAGAAAGGUAUUCCGAGAAUGCGUGACAUGUAUACGCUCUAAUCCAAUUACUCAAUGUCAGCUCAUGUCGGAUUUGCCUGAGGGCAGGGUAAACUUUAGUCGUCCAUUCACGCGCACGGGAUGUGAUUUCGCGGGCCCUAUUUCAAUUAAACUUGAAGGAAGACGAGCAGCCACCCUAAAGGGAUACAUAGCAGUAUUCGUCUGCUUCUCCACCAAGGCUGUGCACCUGGAAGCCCUAACAUCUCUGUCGACCGAGGCGUUUAUCUCGAUGUUUCGUAGAUUUGUAGCUCGGCGAGGGCUCCCGGCCCAGUUUUACACUGAUAAUCAAACCACCUUCGUAGGUGCUGACCUUGAAUUAAGGAGGGCGUUCAGGGAUAUCGAAUUCAAGGAGAGCCUGAACAAUUUUUUCAUUGGAAGUGAAAUCCAAUGGUGUUUCGCACCACCACGCGGUCCCCAUCAUAACGGUCUUUGUGAAGCGGCGGUCCGAUCUUGUAAGACACACUUAAGGAAGGUCAUUGGUCAAUGCACGCUUUCAUAUGAAGAACUUUCGACUUUGCUGUGCCAAAUCGAAGCUGUCUUAAACAGCAGGCCCUUAGUCAAAAUGUCAAAUGCGAUCAAUGAUCCACAGUUCCUUUCUCCGGGGCACUUCUUAACGGGUUCAGCUUUGACCCAAUUGCCAACGCAAUCCUUUGAUGAUGUUCCCAGUGGGAGAUUGGACAAGUGGCAAAUGCUUCAAAAACUUACCCAGGACUUUGCCAUCCGCUGGAAGCGAGAUUAUCUGCACUCGCUUCAAACUCGAAGUAAAUGGGACAGUGAAAAUGAAAACCUCAAAGUGUCAGAUAUUGUCCUAAUAAAGGACGAUCUCCUUCCUAGUACACACUGGUCCCUGGGGAGAAUCGAGAGGGUUUUUCCACAACAGAACGAUGAAAAAGUUCGAGUAGUUGAAGUUCGAACCAGUAAGGGUUUAUUCAAACGUCCUGUUGUAAAGUUGGUUAAAUUGCCUGUGAAUGAUGUAGGGGCCGAUGGAGAAGACGAUCAUCCCGUUUAA